CGUCGCGGCGUCAGUGUGCUGCCAGACGCCGCUGCGCCGCUACCUUCACCUGUUUCAAUUUCCAACGCGUAUUCACGAGACUUUGAGAGCGUUCGCUUUUGUUUUGCUGCAGGCGUCGCUGGACGUCGCACAACGAUCGUGUUUUGUUUUACGCCUGGGGUGAUUGUUUUUUUUGCACGGAAAUAUGUAAAAUUAGAUCAACACAAAUGUCCAACUGAAUUUCCACUACCAAAAAUUAACUAAAACAUCCUGAAAAUCACCAUGGACUCAAAACCUUCAAAAUCGUCUUGGCAAGACCGCCUGUUUGGCAAAAAACUCAUCAAAUGCGAACUACUAAACAACCAGACCGAUUCAAACCCGUUUUUACCAAGCGAAGUGCUAAAAAACACGGAAAUAUUGGGGAUAUACUUCUCCUUUGCCAACAUAAAUCUACAGAGCGACGAUUUUAUCAAAAAAUUGCACGAUCUUUACGAUAGGUUGAACGUUGAUGAUGCAAAAGAUACCAAAAACCAUGCAGAUAAAAAAUUGGAAGUUGUUCAGAUUGUGAUGUGGGCUCACAACGAUGUGUACAGUGAUUUUGAAGCCAGUCAUAGAGAUUCCCUACUUGGUUUACCAUGGUAUGCUGUACCAUUCAGUGAAAUCGACUUGAAGACCCGCCUUUCUCGGAGAUACCGGAUUAAAUCAGGGGUACCAACGCUAGUUUUGCUGGACAAAGAGGGGGGUACUGUCAGUAUAUCGGCGCAGGAUCGGCUUUUGGAGGACCCAUGUGGAAAUUCUUUUCCGUGGAGACCCAGGCCGGUCGAUCAGGUUCUUAAAGAUGUAACUCUACAACCUGGCAACGUUUAUUUCAAAGAACAUCAAAAUUCCACCAAAGAAGAUGUCCGGUACAACAAUUUACCGGAUGGUAUACGUGGUUUUUACUUUUCUGCGAACUGGUGUCCACCAUGUAGAGCUUUCACGCCACAACUAGCCGAUGUUUACAGACUUAUAAGGAAAAAAGAACCUGGUUUCGAAAUAAUAUUCGUAAGCAGCGAUAGAAGUUUGGAAUCGUUCUCGGCCUACUCGGAAAACAUGCCGUGGCUGAUGGUACCGUUCCAACAGACGGCCGUCAGGGCCGAACUGGCCCAACUGUACGGGAUAAGGGGCAUCCCCACUCUACUCCUGUUGGACAGUAAUGGUCACGUGAUAACGAUGGACGCGCGCACAGAGUUGAUCGAGGAUCCGACCGCGCAGAAUUUUCCUUGGCGCCCUAGGGCAGUUAACGUGCUCACCGAGAGAUAUGCAACCAAAUUACACGACUAUCCUGCAGUUGUUUUAUUUGUUGAUGGUGAGGAGACAGAGCUACAAUUCGCUGAGUCAGUCUUAACCCCAACUGCAGAAAAAUACUAUAAAAAAUACAACAUAAACUUCAGCUCUUUGCAGGACGAGUUUUUCAGUAAUUUUGAGGAUGACUCGUUCCUACAAUUCCUGAUUGGUUUGGACUCCGAAACAACCGACAUUCUCCGCGAUCUGAUUGGUUUGGACGAUGUGGUACCCCUAUUGGUGGCCAUAGACAUACCAAAUAGAAAAUUCGCUGUCAUGGAGUAUGGGGUGGAGAUAACCGUUAACAGUGUUUCGGAUUUUGUUGAGAAGUACCAAAAAGGAGAGGUUAAGUUUGUCGAUAUAAAUGAUAGAGUAGAAGGUAAUAACUAGACUAAUAAUAAAAGUAUUGGAUACAGUAGAAUAUCUUACCUAUUUUAGAAUAGUUAUAGUUGACAAAAUUCUAAAUCAAAAUACUGCCAAAGUUUCAUAUUUUUACCUGUAAAUAUUUUUAUAGUACUUAAUGUUGUUACUAUUGUAGGAAAAUAAUAGUUAUUUAAUAAAAUAAAAGUCUCAAAUGCGUAAAAUUAAUUUAUUUAUUACUGGUAAAAAAAAUCUUAAUGGGUGAAAUUCAAAAAAAUAUAUACAAAUUAAAUAAAUACUAUGUACAGUGGAAAAAUUAUGUGAAUUUAACGAUAAAACAAACAAAAAAUGCUUAAUUUAAAAUCAAAUAAUUAUCACAAAUUUAAAUUAACUAUGUUAAAAGGGCCGUAAGGGCAUCAAAAAAUCUAGUUCUAUCUUUCGUAUGCAAUU
Messenger RNA from Brassicogethes aeneus, 2112 nucleotides. Lineage: Eukaryota; Metazoa; Arthropoda; Insecta; Coleoptera; Nitidulidae. The record is from the annotation of a GenBank genome assembly.